AUGACUACAGAAAUCUACAUAUUUGGGGCAAACAGGAUCCUAGUUCGGUUGCAAUGGGAUUUUGGAUCUAAGACUGGUUUUCUACAUAAUAGUUCAUGCAUACAUGAAGUUCUACUGGUGGACUAUAUUCUUGGAGACAACCCAAGAGCUACAAGUUAUAUGGUAGGCUAUGGAAACAACUACCCACAACAGGUGCUCUUGUUGGUGGACCCGACGCUUAUUUAUGACAACUUUGCUGAUCAAAGAGACAACUAUGAGCAAACAAAGUCAGCUACCUACAACAAUGCUCCUCUUCUUGGCAUUUUAGCAAGACUACACAGUGGACAUAGCGGCUACAACCAGCUCCUUCCAGUGACCUUUCCAGCCCCUAAAACCCAGCCAAAGCUUGCUCCAGUUACCGGAACCACACCAUCUCAAGUUUCGUCUUCUGCACCCAUUGCCAUUGAACAAAAGAUGACAAGUUCAUGGGAUUACAAUGGCAAGACUUACUACAGAUACUCCACAACUGUGACAAACAAGUCACCCAAAACACUGAAAUUUCUCAACCUUUCAAUCUCCAAGCUCUACGGUCCUCUGUGGGGCCUGACAAAGUCGGGCGAUUCAUAUGUUUUUCCAGCAUGGCUCAACUCUCUAACAGCUGGGAAGAGCCUAGAGUUUGCUUACAUCCACUCUGCCUCUCAAGCUAAUGUCUCAGUCUCAAGCUACAAUUUGGCCUAA
Molecule: messenger RNA, 717 nt
Organism: Camellia sinensis
Lineage: Eukaryota; Viridiplantae; Streptophyta; Magnoliopsida; Ericales; Theaceae
Source: RefSeq, a predicted model, not a curated record